Messenger RNA from Mixia osmundae IAM 14324, 915 nucleotides. RefSeq lists its product as uncharacterized. The record is from RefSeq and is a predicted model, not a curated record. NCBI's taxonomy places the organism in Eukaryota, Fungi, Basidiomycota, Mixiomycetes, Mixiales, Mixiaceae. The transcript has a single exon. Gene Ontology annotation, biological process: S-adenosylmethionine biosynthetic process. Gene Ontology annotation, molecular function: methionine adenosyltransferase regulator activity. Gene Ontology annotation, cellular component: methionine adenosyltransferase complex. The coding region runs from base 1 to 915 and encodes 304 amino acids.
AUGCGGGUGUCGCUCUCGGGGGCCAGCGGCUUGCUGGGCCGAGCAGUCUAUGCGCACUAUGUCGAGCAAGGCGCAAAGAUCACAGGGCUGGCCUACACUCGAGCAAAGGCUGGCUUGGUCAGGCUUGACCUGACCGACUAUGCCGCAGUGCUGGCCCACAUAGAAGCCGAGAAACCAGAUCUCUUCAUUCACUGUGCAGCCGAGCGACGACCUGACAUAGCCGAGAAAGACCCAGACGCAGCACGUAAGCUGAAUGUCGAGGUCACACAUCAGCUAGCAUCAAUCUGUGCAAAGCUCAACGUUGCUCUCAUCUAUAUCUCUACCGACUAUGUCUUUGAUGGCAACGCUCCCUCGGGUGGAUACGAACCAUCAGCGCAGCCUCAUCCACUCAAUUUCUACGGAGAGACCAAACUGGCCGGUGAGAGAGCAGUGCAAGCAGCCGGUUGCCGCGCAGUCAUUGUCCGGGUACCCUUGCUUUACGGGGACGUCGAAUACCCGGGAGAAUCGGCUGUCGAUGCAGUCUUGCAAUCUGUGAAGCGCUCAACAAAGGAGAAGCCUGCACGCAUGGACGAUUGGGCGGAGCGCUAUCCUACAUCGAUCGACGAAGUCGCCCAGAAGCUAUACGCGAUAUCCCAGCUACUCGUUCAGGACACAGCAGCAACCUGCUCGAUACUUCACGUCCAAUGCAGUGAAGCGCCUCAGACAAAGUACCAGAUGGCUCGACUGUUUGCCAAGCUGCUGGGAUACUCUGACGAGAAUCUCAUCUCUGAAGCCUCUGGACCUCAGCCUGGCGAUACGCCGAGACCACGAGAUUGCUGCUUGAGCCUCGAGUGCUUGCGUCGCUAUGGCAUUGAUCCGUCCGUGGGCACCGUCUCGUUCGAGCAGUACUGGCAAGCGCAAGAUUGGUCAAGUUGA